Diospyros lotus (date-plum) is the source of this 1011-nucleotide messenger RNA. Its product is annotated as peroxidase 57-like. NCBI's taxonomy places the organism in Eukaryota, Viridiplantae, Streptophyta, Magnoliopsida, Ericales, Ebenaceae. Gene Ontology annotation, biological process: response to oxidative stress; hydrogen peroxide catabolic process. Gene Ontology annotation, cellular component: plant-type cell wall; plasmodesma. The record is from RefSeq and is a predicted model, not a curated record. Gene Ontology annotation, molecular function: peroxidase activity; heme binding. The transcript is spliced from 4 exons. Bases 1 to 1011 code for a protein of 336 amino acids.
AUGUCCAAGACGACUACAGCCGCAGCAAUAGCCCUUGGGUUCAUCUUCAUCAUCGUCAAUUUCGCGGGAAACUGCUAUGCCGCAGCCGCACUGCAGUUCGGCUUCUACGACCGCAAGUGCAACGACCCCGACGUCGAGGCGAUCGUUGGUGACGUCAUUGCGACGACGAUCAAGGACAACCCCACUCUUGUCGCUGCUCUUCUGCGCUUGCAGUUCCACGACUAUUUUGUUAACGGAUGCGAUGCAUCGAUCCUGCUUGAUGGGAAAGACAGCGAGAAAACGGCGCUGCCAAAUCGAAGUGUGAGAGGCUUUGAGAUCAUCGACGCCGCCAAGGCCGCCGUCGAGGCCAAGUGCUCUGGCAUAGUUUCUUGCGCUGAUAUCAUUGCCAUGGCUACCAGAGAUGCCGUUUCCUGGAGCGGAUGGGGGAGAUACGAGGUACAAACGGGAAGAAGAGACGUCUUGGUGUCGCUUGCAAGCAAUGUGGAUAUUCCCUCUCCUUCCGUCUCAGUUCGAGACAGCAUCCAAGCAUUCGCUAGGAAAGGGCUUGGAGUUGCAAACAUGGUCUAUCUUCUUGGUGGCCACACUGUUGGAGUAGCACAUUACAGAUCGUUCAAAGAUCGUCUCUACAAUUUCCACAACACUGGAUUGCCUGAUCCAAGAAUGAGUCCAUUGUUGCUCUCGAGUUUGAGAUCAAGGUGCCCACAGAAUGCAACAUUUGACAGUAACACUGCCGAUCUAGAUCAAAAUCCUAGAAGCGCCCUGGUUGUCGAUAACUCCUUCUACAGGCAAAUAAUCCUCAACAGGGGCGUUCUUCAAAUCGACCAAGAGCUCGCUUUGAGCCCACGAACCCAGGGCAGAGUGAUGUGUGCGGCUCAUGCCCGGGACUUCGCCCCCAGAUUUGCUCUGGCCAUGGUUAAAAUGGGUGCAGUUGAAGUUCUUACCGGCUCAAAAGGCGAGAUUAGAAGUUCAUGCCGGGUUGUCAAUAAUCCCACUUCAUCCAUAAUCGGCUAG